AUGGCAUCACCACCUCCAGCAAGCUCGGACUCGACAGUUCCUUCAACCUCAACAGCUAGUAGCAGCAGUAACACUACAGCCAAGACCGAUUCUCAUUCAACAACGACAACGAAUGCACCCUCAAUACCGUACGAAGAGUCAGUCGGUCGACAUGUUUCAAGGAAAGAGCUCCCUGCUGACGUCCAAGCCAGGAUCGAACGGAACCGACAAGCCGCUCUCGAACGACGAGCAAAAUACCAAAAGCGACUCGAUUCUGAACGAGCCAUCGCGCAACAGUUCGGAGAAGUCCUUCCUUCAUCGUCUUCGGCCUCAGCUAGUGGAGAGAGCGGUGCAGGAUAUUUGACGUCGGCGAUCAUCGAAAAGAAUGCGGCAGAGAUCCAUAAAGCCAUGGAGGAGUUCGAGCCUUUACCCAAGAACGAGUGGACAAAGUUUUACGACUAUGAUCUUUCCAAGAUGAAGGAUACCAAGGCGGGAUUUAUUCAGGUUCUAGAUGAUGAUAAGAAGCGUGAUGCAGAGGAUGAGAACUCCAGGAAGCGUAAAUGGGAACCAACCCUCGCACAACCCGAUCCAUCAAUCUUCUUGGGAGCAGAUGACAAUUACGAAUGCCAGGACUGCACAUCAAUCGACGUCGAUUUCCAACUCCUGCGCUACUUCCACGUCCCAGUCUGCAUCGGCUGCCGAGACGCCCAACCCGAAAAAUACUCCCUCCUCACAAAGACAGAAUGUCGAGCCGACUACCUCCUCACAGAUCCGGAACUCCGCGACACUGACCUGUUCUCGUUCUGGGAGCGCCCCAACCCCAAGAAAUCAACAUGGAACAACAUGAUGCUUUACCUGCGCUGUCAGGUCGAAGAGUUUGCAUUCAAGAAGUGGGGCGGUCCUGAGGGGUUGGACAAGGAGUUUGAAAAGCGGGAGCGAGAAAAGGAGGCGAGGAAGGAGAUCAAGUUUAAGAAGGAGUUGAGGGAUCUGAGAAACAAGACGAGAACGUCAGUCUGGCAGGACAAGAGGAUGCAGCAACGGCCCAAGAUUCAUAAGCACAACUUUGGUACCGCCCUUGUCGAUCCGGAAUCGGGUGCCUCGGUCCAAACUUGUGUCGAGUGCGGUAUCCAGGUCGAAUGUGAGGAGUUCUGA
Linnemannia hyalina is the source of this 1131-nucleotide messenger RNA. NCBI's taxonomy places the organism in Eukaryota, Fungi, Mortierellomycota, Mortierellomycetes, Mortierellales, Mortierellaceae. The record is from the annotation of a GenBank genome assembly.